Boleophthalmus pectinirostris (great blue-spotted mudskipper) is the source of this 3716-nucleotide messenger RNA. Its product is annotated as integrin alpha-6-like. The record is from RefSeq and is a predicted model, not a curated record. The transcript is spliced from 25 exons. Gene Ontology annotation, cellular component: integrin complex; external side of plasma membrane. NCBI's taxonomy places the organism in Eukaryota, Metazoa, Chordata, Actinopteri, Gobiiformes, Gobiidae. Gene Ontology annotation, biological process: cell-cell adhesion; leukocyte migration; integrin-mediated signaling pathway. The coding region runs from base 28 to 3258 and encodes 1076 amino acids. Gene Ontology annotation, molecular function: integrin binding.
GGCCGAGGACUCGUGGGGUCAGGCAGAAUGCACUUUGUCAUGGGGGUCCGGAUCACCUGCCCGCUUGGGCUCUGUCUUCUGCUGGGAUGCGCCUCACUCUGGGCUUUCAACCUGGACGACGUUAACGUGCUGCGGAAGAACGGGGAUCCGGGCAGUCUGUUCGGCUUCUCUCUCGCCAUGCACCGGCAACUUCAGCCGAUGGACAGAAGAUUGCUCCUAGUUGGUGCACCGAGAGCAAAUGGGCUGAGGGGUCAGAAGUCUAAAGUGACCGGAGGACUAUACGCCUGUGACAUGAGCUCCACUUCCUCUUCAUGCAACAGAAUCAUCUUUGACAAUCAAGAGGAUUUGAGUAAAGAAAACAAAGAAAACCAGUGGAUGGGAGUGUCUGUCAGCAGUCAAGGGCCAGGUGGCAAGAUCAUGACCUGUGCUCAUCGAUAUCAGAUUAGAAGUGCUGUUAACACUGCUGGGGAGUCCCGUGACAUCACAGGUCGCUGUUACAUGCUCAAUGAGGACCUGACGAUUAACGAGGCCUCAGGGACCGGCGAGGGUGGCAACUGGCACUUCUGCGAGGGCCGACCCAAAGGCCAUGAGAUGUUUGGCUCUUGUCAGCAGGGUGUAGCUGCUAUUUUUGACAAUGACUUUCACUAUGUCAUUUUUGGAGCUCCCGGAGGAUAUAAUUGGAAAGGUAUAGUACGAUUGGAGCAAAAAAAUAUGACCUUGGUUGAGUUGGGCAUCUAUGACGAUGGACCUUUUGAGCUUGGAGAUGAAAGUGAGAAAGAUCCAAAUUUGAUUCAAGCUCCUGCUAACAGUUACCUUGGAUUCUCCCUGGACUCUGGUACGAGUCUGACUGUGAAGGGCCAGCUGACUGUGGUAGCCGGGGCUCCCAGAGCCAACCACAGUGGAGCUGUGGUGCUGCUGAAAAAAGUACCAGCAACCAGGGCCGUUGUGGAGGAGUACAUUCUGGAGGGGGAGGGCUUGGCCUCAUCAUUUGGAUAUGACGUUGCUGUUCUGGACUUCAAUGCAGAUGGUUGGGAAGAUAUUGUAGUUGGAGCCCCUCAAUAUUUUGAGAAGGAUGGAGAAAUUGGAGGAGCUGUCUAUGUAUACAUUAACAAAGCUGGAAAAUGGAACGAAGCAACACGGUCACGUAUUGAUGGCCCUAAGGACUCCAUGUUUGGUCUUGCUGUGGCAAAGAUUGGCGACAUUAAUCAAGAUGGUUAUCAUGAUUUUGCUGUUGGAGCUCCUAAUUAUGAUAACGGCAUGGGAAGUGUUUAUAUAUACCAUGGAUCUCCUACAGGCUUGAAGUCCACAAGAGCAGCUCAGAUUUUGUUAGGGAAGCCUUUAGGAAUGAAGAUGUUUGGAUAUUCUUUAGCGGGCAACAUGGAUCUGGACAAGAACUCAUACCCAGACCUUGCAGUGGGCUCCCUGUCUGAUGCAGUCGUUCUCUACAGGGCACGGCCAGUCAUCAGCAUUGAUAAGAAGAUUACGUUCACACCUAAAGAAAUUGACCUUACAAACAAGAACUGUGGUGACAAAGUUUGUAUAAGUGUUGAGGCUUGCUUCACCUACACUGCCAAUCCUCCCAGUUACUCUCCCAAGCUGACAAUCAGUUACACCAUGGAGGCAGAUGCUGAUCAUCGUAAAAACGGACUGGCCUCGAGAGCCACUUUUGCUGGUGCCAGCUCGAAAGGCACCUUGACCUUGGACAGUAAAGGCAAGAAAAAGUGUCUGACACGUGAGCUUGUCCUACAGGAAAAUAUUCGAGAUAAACUGCAGGGUAUCCCUGUGGAUGUCUCUAUUCAAAUCGAAGAUGCCAAACGUAAACGCAGACAGAGUGUAGCCACACCAGCGCCUGUGCUUGAUGCCAAUGAGCCAAACUCAACCCGCUCAAUGGUGCAUUUCCUGAAACAAGGUUGUGGUGAUGACAAUGUGUGUGAGAGCAACCUACAGGUCAAAUAUCGAUAUGGCUACAGAACAAUAAAUGAUGAAACCUUCACUCCACUAAGCAUGGAGAAUGGUGUGCCGGUGAUUUCUUUAAGUGACCAAAAGGAGAUUGCGUUGGAAGUGACAGUGACCAAUGAGAAUGGAGAUGAUGCAUAUGAAGCCAGUGUGAACGCCACAUUACCGUCUACUCUUGUCUACUCAGCCUAUCGCAGUUCACCUGAUCAUCCAGUAACAUGCAUAGCCAAUAAAGAGGGAACUAAAACUAAGUGUGAUCUUGGAAAUCCAUUUAAAGGAAAGACAGAGACAUCCUUCUACAUUAUCCUGGGUACAGCAGGAAUCUCUCUUAAUACAACUGAAGUGGCAAUAGAACUUGUUCCUUAUACGACAAGCCGUCAGACUAUAGUCCCUGUCAUUGCAAAGGCAAAGGUGGCCCUGCUACUACAGCUGUCUGUUUCAGGGCUUGCCAAACCAUCCCAGGCUUCCUUCUCUGGAGUGGUCAAAGGGGAAAGUGCUAUGAAAUCAGAGAGUGACAUUGGGAGUGCCAUUGCUCACCAGUUCAGAAUCAUCAAUCUUGGGAAGCGACUGACAGACUUUGGCACUGCGUCUCUUGAAAUUGACUGGCCUAAAGAAACAGAAAAUUCUAAAUGGCUCCUAUAUCUGGUGAAAAUAAGCGCCACAGGAUUGGAUUACCUUGAUUGCUCUCCAAAGAGUGUAAUCAACAGCCUGAAAGUGGAACAGAGCAAGACAAGAAGCAGAAGAGCAGUAACACUUCAAGAUGAGGCCACAAUUUCACGAUUAGUUGACAAGAAAUACAAAGUUUUGUCCUGUGGCAAAGGAGCAAAAUGUGUGAAGAUCAAGUGCCCCCUGCGGGGCCUGGACAGUAAUGCAGUCAUCACUCUGAGCUCUCGCCUCUGGAACACCACUUUUAUAGAGGACUACUCUGAUCAACAUCAUGUGGAAGUGAUAGUGAAGGCAUCUCUGAGCAUUUCUAGCACAUUAAAGAACACAAAGCUGCAAAAUGCUGAGACAGCGGUGAGCCUGACUGUGUUCCCAGAGCGACGCUCGGCCCAGUAUGGAGGGGUGCCGUGGUGGAUCAUUCUCCUGUCCAUAUUGUUUGGGCUGCUUUUAUUGGCCCUGCUGGCUUUUCUCCUUUGGAAGUGUGGCUUUUUUGAGCGGGCCAAACAUGAAGACAAGAUUCCCAGUUACAAUGCAGUUCGGAUCAAAUGGGAGGAAAGGGAUAUCAACAGUAAGAAAUGGGAAAAGGUGGAAAAGAAACCCUGGGUAACAACUUGGCAAGACAGCGGACAUUUUUCCUAACCAUCAUUGAGUUGCACAUGGAUUAUUUUAAUGCAUUUCUUACAUCUUCACCUUUGCACACAGUGGAUGUUAACUGUAACAUUAACUGUAUGUUGCAACAGAAAAAACAUUGUAGGACUAAACCACAUGAUCAAGCAUAAAGUCUGUAUUUCACUGGACGGGAGUUGUGUGAGAUCAUACUUCUCCUGCACAAGUUUUGUCUGUGGAUACUUUUCCGUGUUGACUUGGGAGGGUGGGUUUUGUACUUUUUGUAUUUAUUUUUUUAGGGGUACUUUUGUUGCUGUUCUAAAAGUGAAACUGAUGACAACCAUACCACGCUUUCUUCUAUGUAAGAUAACUCAGUUUUAUCAGCAUCUCUCAUCCUCUUUCAUUUUACUGCUAAAAAGACAUUCCAUGUGUUACCAAAACAUUGCGGCUGUAAAUAAUGUUAUUUUGGAAUAAAAAUUUAAGUGUUUGUA